Molecule: messenger RNA, 1930 nt
Organism: Ciona intestinalis (vase tunicate)
Lineage: Eukaryota; Metazoa; Chordata; Ascidiacea; Phlebobranchia; Cionidae
Product: T-complex protein 1 subunit delta
Biological process (GO): protein folding
Molecular function (GO): ATP-dependent protein folding chaperone; ATP binding; ATP hydrolysis activity
Source: RefSeq, a predicted model, not a curated record
GUUUUUGUAUUUAGUUUAUUUAAAUUAGCUUGCUGCAAAAAUGGCACCUAUGAAAAUGGCCAGACGGCCCACCGGCAAGAAGGCUCAGUUCCAAGACAAGGAAAAGCCGACUCAGAUCCGUGAGAGCAAUAUUCAAGCUGCUAAAGCCGUUGCUGACUCUGUUAGAACCAGUUUGGGACCAAAAGGCAUGGAUAAAAUGAUCCAGGACGAAAAGGGUGAUGUUACAAUUACUAAUGAUGGAGCUACUAUUCUCAAGCAGAUGAAAGUGCUUCACCCAGCCGCCAGAAUGUUGGUUGAAUUGUCUAAAGCCCAGGAUGUAGAAGCAGGAGAUGGCACAACUUCAGUUGUCGUUAUUGCUGGAAGUCUUUUAAAUGCGGCAUCGAAACUUCUUGGCAGAGGUAUCCACCCCACUGUCAUUUCAGACGCAUUUCAGAAAUGUUCAGCAAAAGCUGUAGAAGUUUUAACCAACAUGGCAAAGCCAAUAGAGCUUAGUGACAGAUCUCUUUUGCUAACAAGUGCAAACACUUCUUUGAAUUCAAAGGUUGUUUCACAGUAUGCUGGCAUUCUGGGACCAAUGUCUGUUGAUGCAGUGCUGAAGGUUGUUGAUUCUUCAAACCCAAACAACGUUGAUCUUCGCAAUAUUCGUGUGAUUCCAAAGCUAGGUGGUACUGUGGAAGACACAGAAAUGAUUGAUGGACUGAUCUUGAGUCAGAAGACCGCAUCCGGAGCUGGAGGCGGACUUCGUCGCGUGGAGAAAGCUAAAAUUGGACUCAUUCAAUUCUGUCUAUCUCCCCCCAAGACAGAUAUGGAGAAUCAAGUUAUUUUGUCUGAUUACACUCAAAUGGAUCGCGUUCUUCGUGAAGAACGGCAGUAUACUCUCAAUCUGGUAAAGCAGAUCAAGAAGGCUGGAUGCAAUGUUCUGUUCAUCCAGAAAUCGAUCCUCCGUGAUGCUCUCAGUGAUCUUGCUCUUCAUUUUCUUAACAAGAUGAAGAUUCUUGUAGUGAAAGAUGUAGAGAGGGAAGAUAUUGAGUUUGUGUGUAAGAGCACCGGCUGCAAACCUAUUGCAAGUAUUGAUCACUUCACAUCUGAGAUGUUGGCUUCAGCUGAGUUGGUUGAAGAAGUCAAUGUUGGAACUGGAAGAAUUGUGAAGGUAACUGGUUGCAGUGCCGCCAGUAACACAGUUUCAAUUCUUGUUCGUGGGUCAAACAAACUUGUUCUUCAUGAAGCUGAACGUUCAAUCCAUGAUGCUCUAUGCGUCAUCAGAUGUUUGGUAAAGAAGAGGUUUAUCAUUGCAGGAGGUGGGGCACCUGAGACAGAACUUGCUGUGCAGCUGCUUCAAUAUGCACAGACACUUAGUGGGAUGGAGGCUUAUUGCUUCCAGGCUUAUGCUGAAGCUUUAGAGGUUGUCCCUUACACUCUGUCUGAGAAUGCUGGUCUUAACCCAAUUGCUACGGUUACUGAGUUACGUAAUCGUCAUGCUAACGGUGACAGCGGAUGUGGAAUCAAUGUAAGAAGAGGAGGAAUCUCUGACAUGGCUCAGGAGAAUGUUCUCCAACCUCUUCUGGUCUCCACCAGCGCCAUAGAGCUUGCUACGGAGACGGUCCGCAGCAUCCUGAAGAUUGAUGACAUCGUCAAUACACGAGGCCAUUGAAAAGUGAAACAGUCGCAUUAGCAUGGAGUAACCAAGUUUGUUUUUUGUAGCAUGAACUGGUCGUUACGUAAAUCAAGUUCAAUAAAACUUUAUAUAAAAGCAAAAAGAAGGAAAAUUGUUUAGCCGGACAAUGUAAUAUAUUGCAUUAUUUCACAUUCGAAUACAGCCCAUUGUUGUUUUCUGUUUAUGUAACACAAUUGUCUGAACCCACACAUGUAUUAUUAGAAUUUGUUUAUUUUUUGUAUGAGGUAGGGCUUCUAGUAUUAUAGCGUUCUUGUG